Molecule: messenger RNA, 2836 nt
Organism: Varroa destructor (honeybee mite)
Lineage: Eukaryota; Metazoa; Arthropoda; Arachnida; Mesostigmata; Varroidae
Source: RefSeq, a predicted model, not a curated record
AGAAUCGUUCUUCCGCCAGGCAGCAGCGUUGACUGCGUCAACAAAUCUCAUAUAUCCUAUUGGUGCAACUCGCGUGGUUAGUCGUCCGCGUUCGUGUCACUGUCUAGGUAAGAGAUGUACUAUGGAUGGAUCAUUCAAAACUACUAUUUCUAUCAUGUGCAGGUGCUGCAAACAGCCAUGAGGCGAGAGAACACGAAUAAAUAGAGGUAACCAGUUUUUUCUUGCAAACGAUCACUGAGGUGAAAAAAUGUUGAAAUAACCUUGUUACUGACUUUCGAACAACGUAACCGGACAGUCAGUGAUUAAAACUGUAAAUGCGGUAUAGACCGCUACCGAUAAAACUAAAAAGUACCAGUUCACAGCGCGAUGCGAAACUUACGCCGUAUGUUUGGAUUUAGAGAAGUAUUUCGUCAACCGGGGUCGGAAUAUAUUUUUCGAACUACUAGCUAGCCUUCGUGGAGUACGAGGUCUACAUUUUCCAUCAAGAGACUUUGACACAUUUUUAUAACAAUGUGGUGGCUAGUCAUAUUGCAGCUAGUGUCUGCCACCCCUUAUAGUGGCGAUGAUAAGUUACGACGAGUGUGUCUUGAAAGGAAUUUUAAUGAGGCGGGUGGGACCCUGAUCGAACCGAGCAAUAGGACGACGUGCGCGUUAUUCGCCGAGCAAGGGCUCUACGUUCCGUACAAACUAAAGGCGACGGAGCGCAAUGGAGUUAUUCAUCUCACGGGAACAGUGUUUGGCGCAGGCAGUUAUGAUGGUUUGCUUGUCACCUGUGGACAGACUGGCACUACAAAGUGCCUUCAAAUCUACUCUAGCCCCGGUGAGAAGAUGAACAAUGCUUUCAUACUCUACUCAAAUGCAGAAAUCGACCUCGGUAUUCAAAAGCUUGGCCCUGUGACAUACGUAGCAUCAUUGGAUUGCAAAGAUGGUGUACCAGGCCAGCGAUAUUUUGAAUUUCGAAAGGCACCGUCAAAGGACGAACUAGACAACAUAAAAGCGCAUUACGGUGUUACCAUUGACUCCAUUAAACUUUUUGACUGCCUAGAGAAUAAGAAUAAGGUCUUCGAAGCUUCAUAAGUAGGUUACCAAUGAUACACAGGCAAAAGGAGUGAUCCUGUGUGCCUUACCCCGUGACGCUUUCGAUGGAACAACAAGAACUAUGUUUUCAUUAUAAAAAAAAAAAAAGCAUAAAACAUACGAAUUAAUUUUUUCAUGGAAACACUCAACAAUGCUGGUGGACUACACAACUAUCAUAAGUGAUAUAUUAAGUUGGAAUACAAAUUCGAUGUGUUUCUGAUCCCAUCUUUCUCCCCUACCAUCGUACUACUUCUUUACUUCUGUAUGCCAUUCGAAGGUUUCCCUCUACUGCGUGAAAUAAAUCGUUGUACAGUGAAAAUAAAUUUUAUAUCGAGUUCAGAUUCGAGGUGGAAAAAAAGGAUGUAUCUCAUCUACUUUAUUUUGCCUUUCACCGAUGUUAAGAUCUGCCAAGUCAGCCUAAGCUAUUUGUGUUGUGUACAGUACAAACUUAAAGUGAAACGGCUGCUUAAAGAGGUUCACUGAAUUCAAAGAUGAAAUCUUUGAAAGGGAAACUCCACUCCGGUAGGCCUUCCGGGGUCCUCGUGGACCUCGGGUAGUCUACUAACUUGUUCUUCUGCUGCGAACACCUGACUUGUUAGGCCUCUGGAAUAUACAUAAUCUAAUCAAAACUUAGGAGCCUGGAUUAGGUAAGGCACAGAAGGGAACAAGGCUAUUCAUUAACCCUUAAUCGCUCAGCACCGGGCCAAAACCUCAGGUUUCUACACAGAGUUGUCACCACUGACAAGAACAGUUUUUCCUCAUUGAUGUAAUGCAGAGAAAGAAAUGAAAAGUUUUGGGAGAUAUGCCUAAUCCAGAAUUGAAGUGAAUUUUCAUUCCAGGUGCUGUCAUACGUUUGGUGGGACUGAAAGGGUCUUACAGAGUAGAAAAUGUCAAGAAGAACUAGGCGGCCAAUUUAGUUACAUCGAAGUAGAUUAUCCGAACCCGAAAAGGCUUGAUGGAGGAAACCAAAGUCAUUUUUCUUGACGACAAGGCUAGGCCGCAUUUAACAAACCUUGUAAAAGCCGCCUUACAAGACCUUGAAGGAUGGGUUCUUUUGCGUAUUUUCCAGACUUCGUUCCGACACAUGAUGACCUUUUGCGGACAGAUUAUCACUGGCAAAAGAAAUAAGUAAUCAUACAUCUGACGCAGAAGAGCUUCAAAACCUGAGUGGAAAAGCUCUUUAACGUCAAACUUGACAAAAUCUGGCAAGAAGGAAUAUAUAUAUUGGGUGACAGACAGAAGAUCGUGAAGAAUGAUGGCGAAUACACAAGGCAUUAAUUUGUUGCUAGGAUUCGGGUGAAACGCUGCGUUUUUUAUCAAGUAAAAAAAUACUUAUGUUCCAGCCUCAAAAAUCUACCUUAAUUGACAACCAUGAAAAAUUUCGCAUUUCUUAGUGGGUCUUCAAGCUGAAGCUUUACAGAUCACAAUCUAUAAAAGCAAAGACAGUGCCCACAAUCUGUGAGAACGCAUGCAUAAUCAAAUAAUAUAUAUAACAUAGUUAGUAAUAACUACUCAUAUAUAAAAGGCACUUUAAAUUCCUUCCACACACUGUACGAGAACAAGAAGCUGUAUCUUUACGGAUCAAAACUUAGUACAAAUAUGAGAGGUUCUUAACUCUGAUGUUUUCUAAAUAUCGCUCUACAACGAAUAAGAAAAAUAUUAUUCUAUUAAAUAUUAAUUUUCGUUCGAGAUUGUUUGCCUUAUCCUGUCUAUCUUCUGUCUAACAAGAACGUGCUCUAACCUUAAUUCUUCGCGCCAA